ACCAACAGCCUUGGCUUGGGGGCAAGCAUAAUGAGGGAAAUGCCUUGCUUCUGCCUGAUUCUGUCUUUCUUAUGGGAACAGAUGGUAAAGGCUUACAAAUAUAUGAGUGGUAUUUUCUUGGUGACUCAUCCGUCAAACCAGCCAGCCUCAGAUUGUUCCGGGCAGCCGACCAAGAUGGACGUAAGUUUACUCGAAGAGCAGUACGGCUGCCUAAAACAGAAGCAAAAACUGCAGACGCAUAUUAUUGUGUUUAAAACAGGUGAGCGUGAGACAGUUCCUGAGGGACCUGUGGUCAGCACCGUUCUAGUAAACAAAAAGACGAGGAAAGCCAAAGCAUUUAAAGAACACAUUCCCAUCAGAGCGGUCAGCCUCGGAUUGCCCUGCAGUGGAAACAUACAAGAGAGUUCACCCUGGCGUAUCCAUCUGGGCAUCCACCGUCUUGUAGAAGGAGAGCACGGCAAAGCUCCUUGGGACAGACAGGUUCACACUAACAGUGAAACAACGUUGCAGGAGGAAAGCACAACCUCAAGUGAAGAAUUAUUAACAGGAAGUGAACAAUCCGUUGAGUCGGUCAGCAAAGAGGGAAACUCAAGCCCUGCUGAAAAGAGCGAGAGUUCCAAUCCCACCGGGUGCACAGAUGCUCCUGUGGCAUCAGUUACUUCACCAGUGUGGACACACUCAGAAAUCUCAAUCUCCAAACUGGCCCCAGCAACAUCCAGUAAGCUAACCUACUACCCUUUCCCGCAGAAAAAAACUCCCAGGAUUUCUGAAGCUGCAAGAAGACUUGGAUUAUACGUUUCGCAGUGA
This is a messenger RNA of Euleptes europaea (tarantolino), 807 nucleotides long. RefSeq names its product chromosome 11 C9orf152 homolog (gene C11H9orf152). Bases 31 to 807 code for a protein of 258 amino acids. Lineage: Eukaryota; Metazoa; Chordata; Lepidosauria; Squamata; Sphaerodactylidae. The transcript is spliced from 2 exons. The record is from RefSeq and is a predicted model, not a curated record.